Xyrichtys novacula (pearly razorfish) is the source of this 828-nucleotide messenger RNA. The record is from the annotation of a GenBank genome assembly. NCBI's taxonomy places the organism in Eukaryota, Metazoa, Chordata, Actinopteri, Labriformes, Labridae.
AUGGGGAAACGGAAUGUGCUUUGCCUCUUGCUGGUGCCGCUUUUGAUAGUGUUCGACCUCUCUUUUGCUGAAGACGUACGAGCGUACUUUAUGUUGGGCGGGGAUGUUACGUUGAGGCCUAACUUCAAGCGCCUUAUCAACAACGUUUUGUGGAAACUCAACGGAGAUCUGGUGGCUGAAUGGGUGAAGGAUGCCGUCCCUUUGGAGUAUUACGGUCGGUUUCAAAAUCGCACGACCUUGGAUUACACCACCGGAGUUUUGGUGAUGGGCAAGCUGACUAAAGCUGACGAGGGGACGUUCACAGUGGAAAUCAACAGCCAGGUCCACCCUCAGACCUUCCUUAGCGAAGAAAUCCUGGGGGUGCCAGUGCCGAAACUGUGGUGCCAGCCCGCAUCCUGUGGUCCAGAAUUGGAAUCGCACUCGCUUUUCUGCUCGGGAGACAUCGAAAAAGCCGGACCUGUCACCUUCUACUGGAAGGAGGGAGAUGGGGAGUGGAAGGAGGGGACAGACACCAUCGACAUCACCAAGGCUGGGUCAUCACAUGUGAAAAAGUACACCUGUAAGAUGAAGAACCCAGUCAGCGAGAAGGAAAGUGAGCCCAGAGAAAACGUCUUCUUUAAAGAGGGGACAGAUUUGGGUGUGGCGGUGGGUAUUCCCGUUACUAUUAUUGUUGUGAUUGCGGCGAUUGCGGCGAUUGCGGGUAGGCUAUGGUGGAAGAAGAAGCAAGGCCGAGUCGAUGGCAACGAUGUCAAUAGAGCCAAUGGCAUGUCUCUAUCUAAUGAAGCUUCAUCCCCUGAUCCUGAAGUGAAACCUCUCAACAGUUCCUAG